UAGCCGGGCAUGGACACAGUGCUGCCAUUUUUAUAAUAAUCACCACAAGUUAAAAAGUGGAAUUAGGAAAAAAUAGAAACGGUGCAGUCUUUAAAUAAACCUCAACGCCUGCCAUAAAUUCACCAUGCUAACGUUAAACAAAACAAUUGCUAUACUAUCUGUGGCAGUUAUAAGUGGACUCAGUGCCGAACGAUGCGCUCGGACGAAAAUCGGCAGCGAAUUCUACAAACGUCAACUGAUAGCCACUAUAGACGGUUACGCCACUGGAAUCACGAUCGAUCCCAGAACGGAGAACCUAUUCUUCAUCCUGCAUAAACGGAAUUACACAAAAGGUAUCUAUCUUCUAACACACGGUUCUCUGGGCAUCAAAGAACUACCAGUGCCAGACGAAAUAAUCGGACAAUGUGUCGGCGUGGAUUCAGCUGCCAACACAAUCUACAUUGGCACUAACCAAGGAUUAAUCACGUACGAUUAUUCAAGAACAGAAAUAAGCGCUGAAAGACCUAUAGGGGACGAUGAUGUUAGAAGUAUAUUCAUAGAUAAAUCAGACAACCAAAUGUAUAUCACAACUGGUGCUAAUCAUGAAAUAUUUAGAUUCGUCAACGGAUCGGCUGCUGUGCAACGCUACGAGAAAAUUCCCAAGGCGUAUAGUUUCGUUUUGGACAAAAAAGGCAACGCUUUUUACGAAUACGUCGAUGGUAGAUUGUACUUUUUCUCUACCGACUUCUAUGAACCGGUUCAAUACAAAGGGUUUACGAGGGAGCUGAAAUUUAUAUUACGGUUAAAUAAUCACGACGAAGCUAUAGUAGCAGUUAAAGGAUCGCUGUUUAGACUGACCACUCAAAGUAUUUUGCCUGUUAAAAUCGGUCAGUUAGGCUUUAAAAUAACUGGAAUGGCUUUUGAUAAUAGAAACAACGUGAUAGUUAGUACUAAAGGUAAAAUUUAUAGAUAUAAACCGGUAGAUUCAAAUGACCCUUGCCCCCCGGAUGAUUAUUUUAUGACCAGUAUUUAAUGAUUUUAUGUCGUUUUAAUAGAUAAGAACGUGUGGGAUGGAAUAAAGA
Pararge aegeria (speckled wood butterfly) is the source of this 1061-nucleotide messenger RNA. RefSeq lists its product as uncharacterized. Bases 125 to 1012 code for a protein of 295 amino acids. The transcript is spliced from 3 exons. NCBI's taxonomy places the organism in Eukaryota, Metazoa, Arthropoda, Insecta, Lepidoptera, Nymphalidae. Gene Ontology annotation, molecular function: protein binding. The record is from RefSeq and is a predicted model, not a curated record.